AUGCUCCCCCUCGCAAGACCCGCCAUGCAGGGCGCCCUGUGCGCGCGUCCUCGGCUGGCCCUCCUCCCUCGUGUCCAGCCCAUGGCUUUUCUCUCGACCUCCACCGUGAAAUCAGCAACUGCUCUUGAACGCCAAUCACCAUCGGGUCAAACACUCACUGCGUCCGGCAAAGUCCGGAAGGAGGUCGCCCUACCCAGUCAAGAAAAGAAGGAAGGUGCUAUGCAAUAUGUCUUGACAACUCUCGAUCAGGUCGCAAACUGGGCUCGGCAGAGCUCAUUGUGGCCCAUGACUUUCGGUCUCGCUUGCUGCGCCGUCGAGAUGAUGCACCUUUCCACUCCCCGGUAUGAUCAGGAUCGCCUAGGAAUCAUUUUUCGUGCCUCGCCCCGACAGUCCGAUGUGAUGAUCGUCGCAGGUACAUUGACAAAUAAGAUGGCACCCGCUCUUCGCCAGGUCUACGAUCAGAUGCCCGAUCCCCGAUGGGUUGUCAGCAUGGGUAGCUGCGCCAAUGGUGGUGGCUACUACCACUACAGCUACUCGGUUGUCCGGGGCUGCGACCGUAUUGUACCAGUGGAUGUCUACGUUCCUGGAUGCCCGCCUACGUCCGAGGCCUUGAUGUACGGCAUCUUCCAGCUCCAGAAGAAGAUGAGACACACUAGGAUUACGCGCAUGUGGUACCGGCGUUGA
Messenger RNA from Penicillium maclennaniae, 684 nucleotides. RefSeq names its product NuoB/complex I 20 kDa subunit family protein. Bases 1 to 684 code for a protein of 227 amino acids. The record is from RefSeq and is a predicted model, not a curated record. Gene Ontology annotation, molecular function: quinone binding; NADH dehydrogenase (ubiquinone) activity; 4 iron, 4 sulfur cluster binding. NCBI's taxonomy places the organism in Eukaryota, Fungi, Ascomycota, Eurotiomycetes, Eurotiales, Aspergillaceae. The transcript is spliced from 4 exons. Gene Ontology annotation, biological process: mitochondrial respiratory chain complex I assembly; aerobic respiration; electron transport coupled proton transport.